AUGGUCAUAAAUCUCAAAGACUCUAACUUUUCCAUAAAAUGCAGCCUGGGAUGACAAGUGGUUAAAGUACACACAGCAUCUUGAAUCCAAUUGAGAUCCCAUCCAAACACCACUUGUUAAUAUCAUUUUUACAUUACUUGCUUAUCCUCUAUGUGUUUGUAAAAAGUGAACUGUAGUUUCACCUAUCUCAGAGAGUUGUUGGGAAAAUUUAAUGAGAUAAUUCCAUUAAGACAAAUAGAAAAAUGACUGUCACAUGUGAAGCAUUUCCAAUAGAUAUCCACUGUUAGAACAGUAAUCAAAAUUAAUGUUUUACUGUAUGCCAUGAAUCGGCACCAUUGAAAUUGAUGAAUUAGUAUAGAAGUUCUAAAGAAAUCGUUUUGAUCAAAUAUAAAGACUUUGGAAGAAAAUUACAACUGAAAAUAGAAAUUUUGGAAAAGUUCAAAUGACAUAUAAGGAAAAGAUAUAUUUACAUAUUUAAUACUUACACAUUUAGCCACAUGAUGUCGCUGUCCACCACGAGGUCUCUCUCCACAAAAGAAAUAGAGCGUGCAUUAGGUAUUCAGAUGUUGCUUUUCUUUAUCAUCUCUGAAAGAUGGUAACGGCGAGGAGUUUAAGAAAUGAACAAUAAGGAACUCAAAUUGUUUUUUUAAUUUCGGAUCUAUGUAAGAGCGACUCAAUAUUUGGAAAAGGCUUGCAAUGUUGUUUUCCUGGCGAGAAGAUCCUGGAGCCCGGCGCCUGCUGCUCUCGCUCCUGCUCCUCGCAGCCUGGAGAACUGGGAGCGGCCAGCUCCACUACUCGGUCCCCGAGGAGGCCAAGCACGGCACCUUCGUGGGCCGCAUCGCGCAGGACCUGGGGCUGGAGCUGGCGGAGCUGGUGCCGCGCCUGUUCCGGGUGGCGUCCAAGGACCGCGGGGACCUUCUGGAGGUGAAUCUGCAGAAUGGCAUUUUGUUUGUGAAUUCUCGGAUCGACCGGGAGGAGCUGUGCGGGCGGAGCGCGGAGUGCAGCAUCCACCUGGAGGUGAUCGUGGACAGACCCCUGCAGGUGUUCCACGUGGAGGUGGAGGUGAAGGACAUUAAUGACAACCCGCCAGUUUUUCCAAUGGCGGUGAAAAAUUUGUUUAUUUCCGAAUCUCGACAGCCUGGCUCCCGGUUUUCGCUAGAGGGCGCAUCAGAUGCAGAUAUCGGAACAAAUUCAUUGUUAACUUACAACCUUGACUCCACUGAAUAUUUCACCUUGGAUGUUAAAAGAAAUGAUGAGGAAAUUAAAUCCCUUGGACUUGUGUUGAAAAAACUUUUAAAUCGAGAGGACACUCCUAGGCAUCAUUUACUAAUAACAGCAGUUGAUGGUGGGAAACCAGAGCUCACGGGUACUACUCAAGUGAAGAUCACCGUUUUAGAUGUAAACGACAACGCCCCAGAGUUUGAGAGGUCGGUCUACAAAGUUAGAUUAUUCGAAAAUGUACCAAAUGGUACCCUAGCGGUAAUCGUUAAUGCCUCUGAUUUGGAUGAAGGCGUAAAUAAGGACAUUGUAUAUUCUUUCAAUACAGACACAUCAGCAUAUAUUCUGUCGAAGUUCCACUUAGAUCCUGUGAAUGGAUACAUCAGUGUAAAGGGCAACAUAGAUUUUGAGGAAACUAAGUCAUAUGAAAUCCAGGUAGAAGCGACGGAUAAAGGAAAUCCACCAAUGGCAGAUCAUUGCACAGUUCUAGUGGAAAUUCUGGACGUCAACGAUAAUGUACCAGAGUUGGUUAUCAAAUCACUAUCAUUACCAGUAUUAGAAGACUCUCCACUGGGCACAGUCAUCGCGCUGAUCAGCGUGUCCGACCGCGAUUCAGGUGCCAACGGACAGGUCACCUGCAACCUGACGACCCAUGUCCCCUUCAAACUGGUGUCCACCUUCAAGAAUUACUAUUCGCUGGUGCUUGACAGCCCCCUGGACCGGGAGACUGUUUCCGUCUAUGAUCUGGUGGUGACGGCCCGGGACGGGGGCUCGCCUUCGCUGUGGGCCACCGCCAGCGUGUCCGUGGAGGUGGCCGACGUGAACGACAACGCGCCGGCCUUCGCGCAGCCGAUUAACGGUGUUCGUGAAGGAGAACAACCCGCCGGCUGCCACAUCUUCACGGUGUCGGCGCGGACGCGGACGCGCAGGAGAACGCGCGGUGUCGUACUCGCUGGUGGAGCGGCGGGUGGCAAGCGCGCGCUGUCGAGCUACGUGUCGGUGCACGCGGAGAGCGGCAAGGUGUACGCGCUGCAGCCGCUGGACCACGAGGAGCUGGAGCUGCUGCGGUUCCAGGUGUUUGUCCUGGAUGAGAAGAACAAGCGCCAGCGCUGCUGGCGCCUCGGUGUGGCACCGUUGCGCGUGAGUGAGCUGUUGUCCGGUCUGUGGGGCGCGGGCCACGUGUGGGCGAAGGUGCGCGCGGUGGACGCGGACUCUGGUACAACGCGUGGCUGUCGUAUGAGCUGGAGCCGCGGCGGGAAGCGCGCGCAGCCCGUUCCGCGUGGGGCUGUACACCGGCGAGAUCAGCACGAGCGCGCCCUGGACGAGGCGGACGCGCCGCGCCAGCGCCUGCUGGUGCUGGUGAGGGACCACGGGGAGCCCGCGCUGACCGCCACGGCCACCGUGCUCGUGUCGCUGGUGGAGGGCGCCCAGGCACCAAAGGCUUCUUCGCGGGCGUUGGCGGCGCUGUGGCCCGGAGGCGGCGCUGGUGGAUGUCACGUGUACCUGAUCAUCGCCAUCUGGCGGUGUCCAGCCUGCUGGUGCUCACGCUGCUGCUGUAACACGGCGCUGCGGUGCUCGGCGCGCCCCAGCGAGGGCGCGUGCGGGCCGGGCAAGCCCAGGCUGGUGUGCUCCAGCGCGGUGGGGAGCUGGUCACACUCGCAGCAGAGGCGGCAGAGGGUGUGCUCUGGGGAGGGUCUGCCCAAGACCGACCUCAUGGCUUUUAGCCCCAGCCUCUCACCCUGUCCAGUUAGCAAAGACAGAGAGGAGCAACAGGAUGUGGACAUUGAUCUCCACGCCAAAAUUGACAUUUAUUUUAAUUAG
Molecule: messenger RNA, 3039 nt
Organism: Microcebus murinus (gray mouse lemur)
Lineage: Eukaryota; Metazoa; Chordata; Mammalia; Primates; Cheirogaleidae
Source: RefSeq, a predicted model, not a curated record